This is a messenger RNA of Physcomitrium patens, 2303 nucleotides long. Its product is annotated as cytochrome P450 77A1. NCBI's taxonomy places the organism in Eukaryota, Viridiplantae, Streptophyta, Bryopsida, Funariales, Funariaceae. The record is from RefSeq and is a predicted model, not a curated record. Gene Ontology annotation, molecular function: monooxygenase activity; oxidoreductase activity, acting on paired donors, with incorporation or reduction of molecular oxygen; heme binding.
AUCAGGUGCUCGCUGUGACAGUACUACACGGAGCUUACAGUCUGCUCAUAAUUCCAGACCGGUAUUAGGUCGGUCCUGUGUCACGCAAAAUCGUUAGAAUCAUAGCUUAAUUCCCUUAAAGAAUGCGAUCCACGAGCGACUGCCUCGAUCUAGACAUGCACAAUUGACAUGCAGAUCAACAGUAACUGGUAGUUUUUGAUCGAUUACGUAUGAAAACCUUACCAUAGUACAGGCGGGGGCUAUCAGUCUUUUAACAUCUGAAUAGCGAAGAGGAGUUGGAGGGGAUUUUGUUUGCACUUUAGAGCAUUGAUAAGAGUUGUGCUGAACAUUGAGGAUGAUCGGGGAGUUCUGAGUUCUCUACUCACUUUUGAAAUUGAGAAGUGGACGGUGGCGAUGGGGACGAUGCACGCGCUAACCAGUCUGCUAAACGCAUUACUGAGGAUAAUGGAGGCGGAUCACAACCGUGCCAGCGACUCCUUACUAAUUCUUUGCGUUGUCACCUUUCUUUCGAUGACACUCCUUCUGGGCUACCUCGGCAACGUGCUGGGCAAAGAAAUCAAACCAAAGCUACCUCCAAGUCCUCCCCAGUGGCCUGUCCUCGGAAACUUGCCUCAUAUCAUGAGAAAGAGUGCUGCACUACACACGACGCUGCGGCUUCUGGGGAAGAAGCUGGGGCCAAUCUACACACUAUGGCUGGGAAGGUCCUUCCCCCUGGUGAUUGUGACUGGCGAAGAAACUGCUCGGGAAGCGUUUGUCGACCAAGGUCACAUCUUCUCGGCACGCCCGACGUUGAUCUCGUGGCAGUAUAUUAGCUCGGGCUACAGGACUACGAUGACGACGCCCGCAGGAGCACACUGGCAGAAGCUUCGAAAAAUCAUUAGCCACCACUUGAUCAGCCCUACCAAUUUGGCCCGCUACAUACCGGUUCGCGACAGCGAGAUCCAAAAACUCCUGGAAAGAUUCCGCGAUCAAUCCAGGGAAAAUGAAGGUGUCGUGCAUCCUCUACAACAGUUACGCAUAAGCGCGGUGGACAUCAUCAUGCGAAUUGCUUUUGGAGACGAAUUCGCAACUUUAGAUAAUGAAGGCCGAAAAGGCAAUGCCGUAGUGUUGGACAGGCUCUUCCAGGAGAUCAUGGACGCGGGAUCCAUCUUCCAAAUCGCAUUAGACUCGUCGCCUUUAACAAGAACCUUGCUGUUUUCUGCUUCUCGGAAAUGUUACAGUAAUAUAAGAACAAUCGCUGGUCAGAUCACGGACCUUGUCAUGCCUAUCGUCAUGGAAAGAAAGAGACUUCUCAAGGAGAGGCCGCUGACGGAGGUCAAAACAUUUGUGGAUAGCUUGAUAAUGCUGAAAGGUGAUGACGCGCUGACGGACAUGGAGAUUGUGUGGAAUGUGGUGGAGCUCAUGGUCGGUGCGACGGACAACACAUCGCAUAUCCUAGAGUGGAUUUUUGCAAACAUGAUCACAUAUCCGCACGUCCAGCAGAAAGCUUACGAGGAGGUGAAGCGAGCCAUGGGCCCAAAUCUCGACAGAGGUCUCGUUCAAGAGAACCACAUUCCAAAUCUGCCCUACAUUCAAGCGAUCGUGAAAGAGUCCAUGCGCAGACACAUGAUGGCGGUACUAGCGAUUCCGAGAAUAGCCUCCCGCGACUGCAAGCUCCGCGGAUACGACAUCCCGAAGGGAACCAUGGUGGUACUACACGCCGGAGCUUUAGCACUGAAUGAAGAGAUCUGGUCCGAUCCACUAGAAUUCAGACCAGAGAGGUUUCUGAACUUGGAUAAUGAGGCUACCCACAUGCACAAAAUGGCGUUUCUUCCGUUCGGCGUCGGGCGGAGAUCAUGCCCCGGAGCUAGCAUGGGCCUCCUGCACUUGCACAUGCUGCUUGCCAAUCUGAUCUACAGAUUCGAAUGGGGUCCAGAGUCUCCAGGCCAGCCUGUGGAUUUCUCCGAAAAGUUUCGGAUGGUGGUCACCAUGAAAUCACGUCUGCGUGCAACCAUCACGGAGAGAUCUCCUGUCUAGAAUUGUGCUUCUACUGCUUUCUGGCUAUCAACUUCCAGCCCGGAAGCCUUAAAGCUUCACUUGGGGUCUUCGACUUCGAUGCCAUGCUCUUUUUUAUAUUCAUUUGGGAAAGGCUCAGGAAAAAUUAAUUAGAACAUGCGGAUCUUCCUUUAGCUACAUUCUGUGGAGCCGGGCUUAGAAAAAGCCCGUGAAAAACAAGACUGAUCAGGAGUGAUCAGUUGUUGGUGCACCUGGCCAAGUGAGGCGACUAGUACGCAAAAAAUAUCUCUCGCAUUUAAGAUGGCUCU